This is a messenger RNA of Pollicipes pollicipes, 463 nucleotides long. RefSeq lists its product as uncharacterized. The coding region runs from base 103 to 420 and encodes 105 amino acids. The record is from RefSeq and is a predicted model, not a curated record. The transcript is spliced from 6 exons. Lineage: Eukaryota; Metazoa; Arthropoda; Thecostraca; Pollicipedomorpha; Pollicipedidae.
AUGUAUGGGGGUGGGAGUUGCGUGGGUCAAUGAUCAUUUUGUUUGGCUUUUAAGCGCCUGUAAAGAGAGGGGAGCUGAGAAAGCUGUCUGAAGCGGGCUCCGAUGCAGACCACCACGCCGGCUGCCGUGUCCGCGGCGAUGGAUGGCGAGCCAGCGGAGCUGCCUGCGCUGUACGGAUGGUCGAUCACCGACAACACUACCGUACGGCUCGCGCUCAACGGCACUGUGCUCGACCCCGACUGCUGCGGUGCCGGCUGGCAGGUGUCCAGCAGCACGUGGUGGUGGUUCGGCUGCAUCAUGCUCAUCGUGUGCGCCCUGAUGGUGGCCACCCUCAAGUAUUGCAGCAAACUGGCGAGUGAUCCCGACGCCGUGGCGCGGCACAAGCAAGCCAUCUACGAACUGGUCCACGGUCACGGCUGAAGAUUGACUGCCAGCCCGCAGCCCCUCGGCGGCUCGCCCCGCC